AUGUCGAACGUCGAUUUCAAUAAGAUGAAUGUAGGUUCAAAUGCCCUAUAUUACCAUAUAUUAAAUCUUUUCUUUAGAUUGAUUUUGCAAAGACUGGCAAAUAACAGAUCUUCUUGCAAGAACCUAGAGAAUGGCUAAGAGCAGCGAUAACUAACUCAAAAAGAAUUAUAGUAGUUAAAAAGUGAAUAGCAAGGUCUUAAUUAAUUGUUUGGUGGGCUAAAUCCUUAUCACUUCCUUUAUCUUCUGAUAUUGGGAGCAAUAGGAGCUGUCUUGGCAUUCACUAUAGAUGCGACUGUUUUCUUUAUCAAUUCUCACAAAGUGAAGUGGGCUCAUGAUGAGGAUUUCAAUUUUUAUGGAAGAGAGUACAUUAGUAGAGACUCUGAGGGAUCUGGAGUACCUGAAAUGAAGGGAGUCUUGGCAGGAGUGCAUUUACAUAAAUUCCUCGCUAUUAAUGCCCUAGUAGGAAAAUGGGUGGGAAUUGUAGCUGCAUUAUCAGGUGGACUCUCGAUGGGAAGAUAAGGAGCUUUCGUUCAUAUGUCAUGUGUUAUGUACGGCGCAGCUAUCUGCGUAGGGACUGUGGCAACGUUUGGAGCACCAAUUGGUGGAGUCAUUUUCUCUAUGGAAUUAACUUCAACUUAUUAUAUGGUUGGUAAUCUAUGGAAGAGUUUCCUUGCUGGUAUGAGCUCUAUCAUAGUAUAUCAUAUGUUGCACUCAAUAGGAUAUAUCAAAAUCCCUAAGCAUACACAAUUCUCAGACAUUAACAUCAAUCAUGAGAUGAUAUUCUUUGUCAUUCUUGGGUUUAUCUCAGCUGGAGUUGCCGGACUCUUCAAUCACGUCCUCACAAAGCUCAUCUUCUUAAGAGUCAGACUAAAGAAUCCUUAUAUUUCAAACAGAUGGAAGUGGUGCUGCACUGUGUCAUUGUUUAUUUCAUUCAUAGGUUUCCCAAUACAUUACUUACAUUUCAGUGAGAAAAAAGUUCAAGACAUGUUUUUCUCUAUUCAUAAUAUGGAAACCCUCGUUGAUGGAGAUACUUGGGGAGAUCCAUUAUAAGUGUUCAAUCUUGUUGUUUACUGCAUUCUAAAGUUCUUCUUUAUCGUGCUGUCAAUUAGUUGCCCUAUUCCUAAUGGUAUUUUUGCACCAGUAUUCUCUUUAGGAGCUGGUAUUGGAAGACUCUAUGGCCAUAUUCUUUUGAAGCUUGGUGAGUAAAUUGGAGUUAAGCUUAUCUAAAGCGAGGCAAUUUAUGCUGUUGUUGGAGCUGCUGCUAUAGGUGGGACUGUAACUAAGACUGUUUCAACUGUGAUUAUUGUUUUCGAGUUACUUGGCCAAGUUGACUAAAUUAUAGUUCCAGUGAUGGUUGGAUUAAUGGUCGGAAUGUGGGCUUCUCAAGGAAUUUCUAUGGGUAUUUUCGACGUUGUCAUUGAAUUUAAAAAUUUCCCAUAUAUGCCUUCUCUUGGUAGUGUUGCAGCAUAUUCUCAAAAAGCCUCAGAUAUAAUGAAUAGAACCUUCAUGUAUCUUUCCAAGGAUAGUAAGAUUAGAGACCUUCCAGUAGUAUUAAACAAGACUCAAUAAUGCUCUGUCACAAUUCCAGUUGUAGAAUCAGAAGAGGAUAAAACCUUACUCUACACAGUAACUUCAACUUCACUUAGGAAGUAUCUCUUUGAGCAUUAUAGACUUGUUGCUUAAUUGCUUGAUAUGCCAGUAAAAAGAGAGAUAGACUAAUACCUUUAUGCAUUAACUGAAGUGAAUGAUAAGAAUCCUGCGAACAAGAAAGAAAUAUCAGUAGAUCCACUUAUCCAUAUGAUUCAUGAAGAAUUCUCAAGCUUAGAUGAGGAACGUAGAGAAAUUAUCGAGAGUUUUUGGAAUUCACCAGUAAACUUCUCUGAUCCCUCCCUCUAGAUAAAUUCCUCCCCGUUCCUGGUUAUGUAAGAUACUCCAAUGUCAAAGAUCCAUUUCUUAUUCACAAUGCUGAAUAUAAAUCUACUCAUCGUUCUUAAAAAAGGAGUAAUCAAGGGUAUUAUUACAAAGUUAGAAUUCAUUUAAAAGAGAAAGUCAGCUGUUGUUCAGAUUGAGCAAGAUAAAAAGAAGCAAAGAAGAUAGAAAAGAAUGAUAGAGAUGGGUAGAAGGCUUUGA
Molecule: messenger RNA, 2130 nt
Organism: Stylonychia lemnae
Lineage: Eukaryota; Ciliophora; Spirotrichea; Sporadotrichida; Oxytrichidae
Source: the annotation of a GenBank genome assembly